Messenger RNA from Apis florea (little honeybee), 2788 nucleotides. It is a transcript of the gene fdl, whose product is annotated as fused lobes. Lineage: Eukaryota; Metazoa; Arthropoda; Insecta; Hymenoptera; Apidae. Gene Ontology annotation, cellular component: plasma membrane. Gene Ontology annotation, biological process: glycosaminoglycan metabolic process; protein deglycosylation; carbohydrate metabolic process. The record is from RefSeq and is a predicted model, not a curated record. Gene Ontology annotation, molecular function: beta-N-acetylglucosaminidase activity.
UUUAGUCGGCGACUGAGUGUCGCGAGUGUAGUUCGUUGAUGUAGUGAGUUGGUUAUCUUUCAGCAUACGAAGCGUAAUGUAGAGGCGCGGGAGAGGCAAAAGCGUACGGACGCUUUCGAUUCCGUGGGAGAUCUCGUCAGACCUGGCGGACAGAUGCGUGCGAGGCGAAGUACACUUCAGCGGCUUCAGUGUGCCACUGAUUGUGAGUAGCAAAGCUUAGUGAGCGCGCGCGCGCGUGCGAGCGGCAAAUUGUGUGGAUCUUUUUCGUGUUUUUUUCGACAUGGCAGGGAUAUACCGUUAUCCAUGAACGUUUCUCCAUCUCAAUGCCUCCCCUAAAGGUGUACACAUCGAAGGGUAUUCCCUAAACACUGAACUGAGAUCGAUCAAGAGGGGAACCGGUACAUGGAAGUUUCCUCGUAGGGAGAACAACGCGGAUACAGCAAGCGGAGAAGCGAUCCUGCAGAGCAAGAUUCGCAAGGAUGGUUGGCAACGUGUCGAGCGGAUGGAUGAGGAAGAUCCUCCUCUUCCUUGUUUUGAUAACCGGGAUCCUGCUGAUCGCCAUGUACGCGCAUGCUCCGCCACUCGCCUCCCUUCAGCCGUUCUCGUCGCGACGACUGAAGGAGUUGCAACGAGGCUUGGUUACUUUCCUGGUCGGUAAUGAAAGCACGAAGAGACCCGAAGAACGGCUCUACGAGUAUCUGGAAGAGCCUAGGACGUUUCAGAGCCCGUGGUCUUGGGUGUGCGUGGCCGGGAGGUGCGAGAGGAGGGCGGUGAGGUCGUCGAGGACCUCGUUGGCGAGUUGUAUCGCGCUCUGCGGCGGGAACACGAGGCUCCUGUGGCCGAGGCCGACCGGAAACGUGGUGCUGGGCGAGGAGAGCGUGAUCGUGCACCUGCAGCAAAUCGAAUUCGUCACGGUGAACACGAGCGAUCAAGAGACGAGGAAUCUGUUGGAGCACGCCAAGGACGUUUUCAUCGGGAACGUCAGGAGUUUGAUAAAGACGCCGAACGCGAGAAGCAGGCCGGGCGUGGACGCGUUCGUGAUAUAUUUAUCGGCGGGCACGGGAGGGGCGAGCGGGCCCAGCCUUGACGUGGACGAGUGGUACACGGUGGACGUGGUGGGCAGGGGGAGGGGGCUGGAGGCUCGAGUGGUGGGGAGGAGCUACUUCGGGGCGAGGCACGGUUUGGAGACCCUCGGCCAGAUGAUCUGGUGGGACGAGAGCGCGGGGCGGGAGGGCGGGUUGCGGGUUCUUUCGAGGGCCUCGGUCGAGGACAAGCCCGCGUUCCCUUACAGAGGGUUGCUGAUCGACACGGGCAGGCAAUUCUUCCCUGUCGAGCGUUUGAAACGAGUGAUCGACGGGAUGGCGGCGUCCAAGUUGAACACGUUCCACUGGCACCUGUCCGACUCGCAGAGCUUCCCAUUCGACUCGGCCCAGUUCCCGGAAAUGGCGAGGUGGGGGGCGUACAGCGGGGACCAGAUAUACACGCCCGACGACGUCAAGGAUCUGGCUGAUUACGCGAGGAUACGGGGAGUCCGGGUCCUCGUCGAGAUCGACUCACCGGCGCACGCCGGCGCUGGCUGGCAGUGGGGGACGGAGUACGGUUACGGGGAGCUGGCACUGUGCGUUGAUCAGCAGCCAUGGUCGUCGUAUUGCGGGGAGCCGAAUUGCGGCCAGUUGAAUCCCAUCAACGAGCACACGUAUCGAAUACUCGAGGGCCUGUACAAGGAGCUGCUCGAGCUGACCGAGAUCCGGGACGUGGUGCACCUCGGCGGGGACGAGGUGAACCUCGACUGCUGGGCCCAGUACGGGAACAUCACGGCAGCGAUGCAGGCGCAGAACAUGACCGACCACCACGCCAUGUGGGCCGAGUUCGAGACGAAGAUGCUGCACAGGCUGGUUAGGGCGAACCGCGACGAGACGCCCAAGGCCGUGAUCCUGUGGAGCUCCCCGUUGACCAAGAGGCCCUACAUCACCAUGUACUUCGAUCCCAAGAUCCACGUGAUCCAAUCGUGGGGGGGCAGCAACUGGCCCGAGACGCCCGACCUUCUCGAGGACGGUUUCAGGGUGAUCCUCUCCCACGUGGACACGUGGUACCUCGACUGCGGCUUCGGCAGGUGGAGGGAGACGGGGGAGGCCGCCUGCGGCGAGUACCGCACCUGGCAGACCGUCUACAACCACAGGCCGUGGAGGGACUACCCCCAGCAGCAUUGGGGCCUAGUGUUGGGCGGGGAGGCGGCGAUAUGGAGCGAGCAGACGGGCGACGCGUCGUUGGGCCCUCGCCUCUGGCCCAGAGCCUCCGCCCUCGCCGAGAGAUUAUGGAGCGACACGCCGACCAACGGUUACUCGACCGACGAGAACGUGUACACGAGGCUGGCCGCGCACAUGGAGCUUCUCACCAGCCGGGGAUUGAAGACGGAGGCGAUGUGGCCGCAGUGGUGUUCCCAGAACCCGGGCAAGUGUCUCUGACCGUUCCUCACCAACCCGUACACCUUCGACCGGAAUUGCUGCACGCGUGGUCGAGCGGGGGAACGAGCCGAGGCGAGCUCGUCGUCGGGCCUUUCUUCGCUCGUCGAGCUGGCCCUCCCAUUUUGAGGGAAUGGAAAGAAAGAAAGGAAGGAAGAAAGAAAUCGACGGAGGGAUCGGUGAAACGAAACACCGAUUCGAGGAGAUCGAAUUGAAAGGAUGGAGGGAAAGGAAGAAAAGGAGAUUCGCUUCGAUUUCUCGUUUCUCUUGCCUGGGGAUAACGAUAAAAUGAGUUUUGAGUUUUUCCUCACUUCCCCACGAAAAAA